This is a messenger RNA of Boeremia exigua, 1341 nucleotides long. RefSeq names its product peptidase C14, caspase domain-containing protein. The transcript has 2 exons. Gene Ontology annotation, biological process: proteolysis. The record is from RefSeq and is a predicted model, not a curated record. Gene Ontology annotation, molecular function: cysteine-type endopeptidase activity. Bases 245 to 1204 code for a protein of 319 amino acids. NCBI's taxonomy places the organism in Eukaryota, Fungi, Ascomycota, Dothideomycetes, Pleosporales, Didymellaceae.
UGAUUGACCCACGGUCUUCGUUUGUCACUAGACUUAGCUAAUGCAUGUCCACGUUUGGGAGGUCCACUUGCCCCACAAGGCUGGAGGCGGUAAGAUCAGACAGCACAUUCACUACCCCACCUGAGCCACAAGGCGAAGCCACACCUCUUCAAAACUUCCCUCCGUCUUCUUCUCCUAUUUACCGGCGUAAUUCGAAUCGAGAUAGAACUUUCAGAAGAGCUGUACUCUAACCCCAUCAAUCAACAUGGCACAACGCAAGAAGUCCCUACUCAUCGGUAUCAACUAUGUUGGCACGAAGCAAGAACUCAAGGGAUGUCACUCUGAUGUUGACAAUAUGGCCGAGUUCCUAUCUUACAGAGGCUAUGACAACGGGCACCGCAAUCGAGUUAUCCUCUCGGAUCGUCCGGAAGUUGCUCCAGAUUCGCCAUACUAUCCCACGGGCCACAACCUCUUGGCUGCCAUGGACUGGCUUGUCUCCGAGCCUGGAUGCACGCUUUUUAUGCACUACUCUGGGCAUGGCGGUCAAAUCGAAGAUGUAGAUGGCAACCGUGGACCAGGCGGCAUGGACAACACAGUUGUGCCGGUGGACUUCGAAGAGAGGGGCCAGAUAUCAAGUACUAUACUGCACGAGCACCUUGUCACGCGCAUGGCACGCGACUGCACGCUCUUCAUCAUCAUGGAUUGCUGCCACUCUGGGUCCGCUGUCGAGUUGCCAUACGUCUAUCGGACCGACUCUGAUGGGCAGAUCAGUCUCUUGGACAACGUGCGUGCUGGAGCUCGGCUGCUUGGUGAAGCCACCAACCUCAUCAACGGUGGCUUUAGCUACAGGAAGGUUGGCGAGGCACAAGAGCUGUUAGCUGGAGCAAGCGCUUUCUUCAAGGGACUCAAGCACAUGGGUGAGCAGGAAGAGGAGGGCUUGUCUGGAGGCGAAUUUGAGGGCCAGUACGGGAGUGAGAAGAAGAUGGUCACCAUGUUCAGUGGAUGUAUGGACAGUCAGACCAGUGCCGAUGCACGAAUCCAAGGCGAGCCAACUGGUGCAAUGACUUGGGCUUUCCUUGAGAUCAUGAAGAGGGAACAGACCCCUACAUACGCAGCGACAUUGCAGAUGACAAGACAGCUGCUGGACCAAUCCAACUACUCACAGAUCCCGCAGCUCAGCUCAGGCUUGGACAUCGAUCUGGAUAACAUGCACUUGGUCUUGUAGUCCACCUGAAAUAGUUUCGAAGAUCGUGCAUGAAAAUGGAGCAUCUUGAACUUAUACCUGCCCACCUCCUACCCCCGUUAUUUACACUCAUCAUCAACGAUGGAGACGAUGAUAACGAGUCUACAUUACAUUUAUGA